CUUGGCUGACACAGUCUGCUGUAUCAUGUCGUCGUAGUUCGGCUUCUCAGCCACAAACCCCCAGAAUAAACAUGUUAUUUGGGCGUAAAUCUGUCCUCCGGUCGCCUGUGGAGCUGGUCCUGGGGGUCGCGGUGUGUUUGGGAUGUUUAUCGGCGCGUUCCGGAGCGGAGGGGGACGUCGGUGUAUGGUACCAGGACCUCUGCAGUUACACAUGGGAGGCCAUAGAUCAGGAUAACAAAGUCAGCUACACGUUGAAGCUCUGUGAGUCUUCACCGGACACGAGCUGUGGAUCCGGGACGGCGGUCUGCGCUCGAGACCCAACCACCAACACCAACCACUCUGUGGGUGAGCUGUCCCAGCAGAAACGGUCUGGGAAGGUACUGGAUUACAACAGCGCCGAGAAAUGUCCAGGAAGCAGCAACAACGUCCAGACCAGCAUCAGCUUCCAGUGUGGGAAAACCAUGGGAACCCCAGAGUUUGUGGCCGUGGCUCAGUGUGUGCAUUACUUCGAGUGGAGGACGUACGCCGCCUGCAAGAAAGACAAAUUCAAGCCUCACAAAGAGGUUCCGUGCUACACAUUCGACUCUCAGGGGAAACACGACCUGAACCCUCUGAUCAAAGUGAACGACGGCUACCUGGUAGACGACGGCGAUGACACCGUCGACCUCUACAUCAACAUCUGCCGCAGCCUCGACCUUCCAGGUAAAUCGUGUCCAGAGGGCACCGCAGCAUGUCUGGUCACCAGUCACGGCUCCUACGACAUGGGCUCUCCGACCUCACGGCUGGAGAUGUUGUCCAGUGACAGACUCAGAUUACACUAUGAGACGACCACUGACUCUCCUCCUGCCAUGUGUAACGGACACACUCCUGCUGUCACCAUCACUUUCAUCUGUCCAUCAAGCAGAAAUUCGGGCAGCACUCCCAGGAUGACCGGAGGCUUGAACUGUCGUUACGAGGUGGAGUGGGUGACGGAGUACGCCUGUCACAGAGACUAUUUGGAAAGUCACACCUGCAAACUGACCAGCGAACAGCACGACAUCUCCAUAGACCUGUCGCCUCUCACCAGGAGCUCUGCAGACCCGCUGUACUACGCACAUUCUGGACCCACCGACAGUCCUGAAAGCUACAUGUACUACCUGAACGUGUGCGGAGCGGUCCACACGGAGGAAUGCGCCGGAAAGGGAGAGUUCGUAUCGUCCUGCCAGGUGAAGAAAAGCGGAGACAUAAAGAAAGUGGCCGGAAGAUUCCAGAACCAGACGCUACGUUACUCUGACGGAGACCUGACUCUAAUCUACCCCGACGGAGAUCAGUGUUCGUCAGGCUUCCAGAGAAUGACCAUCAUCAACUUUGAGUGCAACAAGAAUAUAUCCGGACAGGGGAAUCCAGUCUUUGCAGGAGAGACCGACUGCACCUAUUACUUCGACUGGGAGACGCCGUACGCCUGCAUCAAAGAAAAGGAGGAUCUGUUGUGUCGGGUCAGAGACGAAAACAAACAUUAUGACCUUUCACCUCUUACCAGGUAUCCCGAGUCCAACAUCUCUGGGAACUGGGAGGCGGUCGAUGCUAAAUCCACGCAGGACUCCAAGCGUUUCUACCUCAACGUUUGUCACAAAGUCCUGCAGGUGGGAGGGGCCGCCGGCUGCCCAGAGGACGCCGCCAUCUGCGCCGUGGAUAAGAGUAACGGGCCUAUUAGCCUGGGAAGCUUCCUGUCGUCUCCACAGAAGACUAGAACAGGAAACGACAUCCGACUGGUGUACACCAACGGAGACAUCUGCAGCCACAAGAUCAGAACACAGACAAUUCUAACACUCAAGUGCAAACCAGGGGAUCAUGAGAGCGCUCCCGUCCUCCGCAGCGUUUCGUCUGAUGGUUGCGUCUAUGAGCUGGAGUGGUACACCGCCGCCGCCUGCGUCCUGUCAAAGACGCAGGGAGACGACUGUAAAGUGAAGGACGAACAGGCCGGUUUUUCUUUCGACUUGUCUCCUCUGUCCAAAGCUGACGGUGGUUUCUACAAUCUGACCAGCGGCAACUACGAUUACUACAUCAACGUCUGCGGUCCCGUCAAAGCCGCCAACUGUCCUGAAAAGGCUGGAGCGUGUCAGGUGGAGAAGAGUUCGUGGAGCCUUGGUGAAGCCAACUCCCAUCUGUUGUAUUAUGACGGCCUCAUCCAGCUGAUAUACAAAAACGGCUCCCAGUACAACAACAAACAACACACUCACAGAUCCACACUCAUAUCUUUCCUCUGUGAUCCAGAGGCCGGAGCUGGAAGACCCGAGUUCCAGGUUGAGGAUGACUACACGUAUAACUUCCGCUGGUAUACAUCUUACGCUUGUCCUGAAAGGCCUCAUGAGUGUUUGGUGACCGAUCCCGAUACUCUGCACCAGUACGACUUAUCCAGCUUGUCGCGCUCCUCCUCCAGGAGUAACUGGCAGGCCAUGGAUUUGUCCGACAUCGGAAACCGGAAGAAGUACUACAUCAACAUCUGUCGACCUCUAAACCCCGUCCUGGGCUGCGACCGCCACGCCUCCGUGUGUCAGAUGAAGUACACGAGUGACCAGGGGUAUCCAAAGGAGGUGGUGUCGGUCAGUAACAUGGGCGAGUCCAAGCGGGGGCCCAUCAUCGAGGGUCCGGACCGUCUGCUGUUGGAGUUCACCGACGGUUCCGUGUGCAUGUCUGACGGCCAGAAGCUGACGUACACGACUCAUAUCCGCCUGGUGUGCGACAGAGGGACAGUGUCGAAGGGUCCGCGGUUUCUGAUGUACCAGAACUGCACUGCCUUCUUCAUCUGGGAGACGAGAGCGGCCUGCGCCAUCAAAACCACCAACAAUAAUAACAGCUGUGCUGUAACCGACCCCAACACUGGAUUUCACUUCAACCUUCAGCCUCUUGCUUCUAAAACUGGAUAUAAAACAACUGCAAAUGGAAAAGAAUUUCUGGUGAAUAUCUGCUCAGAUGUAGCAGAGUGUGGUCAGGGUAUGGCUGGAUGUGAGCUGGAGGACGGACACCCCCUCAGCCCAGUGGGAGUGGAGAAGACCCUGCAGUAUUCCACCGACGGUCUGCUGACGCUCACAUACAAGGGAAACCUGGAUGCACCCACAGCGAGUCGGGAUACCUUCACCAUUAAUUUCGCCUGUGAUCGGAACGCUCACAACGGCUCCUUAAAGCUUGUGCACGAGGAGCUGAGUUCGACGGACAGCCACGUCGUCCACGACAUCCUGUUUGAGUUCUCCACGGCUCUGGCCUGUAUCCCCGCUCCGGUCAGCUGCCAGAUCAGCGAUUCCCACGGUAACGAGUACGACUUGAGUCAUCUGGCCCGUAACGAAGACGACACCCCCUGGAUCCCCAUCGACACCGACGGGGUCAAGUCUCGCAGGUUUUACAUCAACGUCUGCAGACCCCUCCCCUCUCUGCAGGACUGUCCCGUGGGACCUCUGGGCGCCUGUGGGGUCAUCAAUGGGAAAAGCUACAACCUGGGUUACAUCCAGUCCAGUCCACAGGUGGCCGAGGACGGGUCCAUCAGCAUCGUGUACCAGAACGGGGACCAGUGUGGACCCACUUCCCACUACAGCACACGCAUCGUCCUCCAGUGUGACGACAGCCCAAGUUCGCCCAUGUUUGAUCGUACAGACGGGUGUGAAUACGUCUUCAUCUGGAGGACGCGCGAGGCCUGUCCCAUCAGGAAGUACACAGGUUCCGAGUGUCGCGUUCGGGAUGAAAAAAGCGGCUACGAGUUCAACCUGAGUUCCCUGAAAGGCCACGAUUACGCAGUCGUAAGCGGGAAGUACACCUACCACCUGGCGAUCUGCGGGGGGCUGGAGGGGGACGUGUGCACCCACAAAGACCCCAGUGGUGCUGCAGUGUCAUCCUGUCAAGUGGACGGAAGUAACCACAAGAUCGCAGGAUAUGAAAGUCAGGUGCUCAGUUACAUCGAUGGCACGCUCCUCUUGAACUACACCAGCGGAGAGGUUUGUCAUAAGAUCUACCAAAGAUCCACAGUGGUUCACUUCUCCUGCCAUCCCGACAUGAUGCCGGGAACCCCAGAGUUCAUUAAGGAGACUGAAGAGUGCGUCUACAUGUUCCACUGGAGAACCGCUCUGGCCUGCAUCCCAGUCAAAACCACCAGCUGCUCAUACAAUGACGGUCAGGGCCACUCCUAUGACCUUUCACCCCUCGCGAUGGACUCCCAGAACUGGGAGGCGGAGCAUCGCACUGGCGGCAACCAGACCUUUUACAUCAACGUCUGCAGAUCUCUGGUUCAGCAGGGAGGUUCAUGGAACUGUCCGUCUGAUGCGGCGUCCUGUAUGAAGGAUGGAGACGAGUACGUGAGUCUGGGGCAGGUGGAGUCUGGGCCCACCAUGGAGAGAAACAUCCUGAAACUGCAGUACACCAGCGGCCAAACCUGUCCAGACGAAACCCGCAAGAGGACCACCAUCAUUAACUUCCAGUGUGACAAAGACAAAGUGGACUCACACCCCACUCUGAUCUCCGCCGUUCGGAACUGCGAGUAUACGUUCCACUGGUUAACCGCUGCUGCAUGUGCGCUGGACAGCAGCCAACACGACGGAUGCAGGGUCGUGAACCCAGCGACAGGUUAUCUGUUUGAUCUGAACUCACUGACAAAGACAGGAGGUUACACCGUCCACGACCCCAAAGACCCCAGAAAGAGUUUCAACAUGAACAUCUGCGGAAACAUCUUCAUCCCUGGAUGUAGCCCCGGGUCCGCUGUGUGUAUCCAAAAUGGCGGCGUUGUGGUGAACGCCGGUCUGGUCAACAAGAAGCUCUCGUAUAAAAAUGGAGUUUUGGAGCUAAAGUACGAAGGAGGAGAUCCCUGCCCGGCGAACCAUCAGCUCAAACACAACACUAUCAUCCAGUUCAUCUGCAGGCCUUCGCUGAUGACUUCAUCGCCUCCAGAGCCGGUUCUGAUCGAAUCACACGCCGACACCUGCACACACUCCUUCUCUUUCCACACAUCGCUCCUCUGUGAACAUCCCGUGAAGUGUUCAGUCCAGAACCAGUCGUCUCUCAUAGACCUGAGUCCUCUGAUUCACUGGAGUGGAUACUACACUGCGACAGAUGAGGCUGUGGAACAAAGUGAUGAAUCUCCAGAUUUUUAUAUAAACGUAUGUCGUCCUCUAAACCCCAUCCCCGAGGUCGCCUGCCCCCCCGGAGCUGCCGUCUGCAUCGACCCGGACGACGGCCCGCCGAUGGACAUCGGGCAGGAAACCAGCGGUCCUCAGAUCAACACUGCAACACGUGAGGUCUUCAUCACCUACAAAAGUUCAACCAAGUGUACGUCAGACCCUUCCAAGAACUACACGUCCACCAUCAUCUUCACCUGCCAGAGGGGCCUGGAGCUGGGCUCUCCACAAAUGCUGAGGCUGCAGGACUGCGUCUACUUGUUCGAGUGGGCGACGCCUCUCGUCUGCUCCGAUACCACGACCACCAGUGGGUGCCAGCUCACAGACUCUCAGCUCCAGUUCACCUUUGACCUGAUGCCCCUGUCCGGUGAAGUCCGGGUCCCAGCCGGCCCCAGCGUCUUCCACGUCAACGUCUGCGGCUCAGUGGCAGAACCCAGCUGUAAGAACAGCACCGUUUGUCAAGUGUCUGGAUCUGGAUCGGCGAUGACAGCGACUUCAUUUGGCAUCAGCAAAGCCAUGACCAUGGACUUCAGUCACGAGGACCAGGCUGUGGUCAUGCAGUACGGAGGAGGAGAUCCCUGCCCGGAAGAGUCCGCCAAACACCAGUCUUCCAUAUCAUUCGUCUGCAAUCAGACUGCCGGCCGAGGCUUCCCUGAGCUCGUCUCACAACCAGAGGGGUGUUUGGCCUCAUUCGAGUGGCAAACCAAUGUUGUUUGCCCCCCGAGGAAGAUGGAGUGUAAACUGGUCAGCCAGCAUCAGACCUUCGAUCUGCGAACCCUGUCUUCCCUCACAGAGCCGUGGAAGUUCAGCCACAAGAGAGACUCGUAUUUCAUCAACCUGUGUCAGGGUAUCCACGGUGGGUUAACGGGUUGUCCUCAAGGAGCCACUGUGUGUCGACACUCAGCAGACGGGACCACGCAGACUCUGGGCCGGGUCUACACUCAGAAAAUGAACUACACUGAUGGAAAGAUACUGGUCAGUUACACAGCAGGAGAUGAUGUCUGUGGAAACGGUGUCAAGGCCAAAACUGUGAUCCAACUGAGCUGUGGUUCCACCGUAGGACACCCCAAACUUAUCAGCAUGGAUAAGGCGUUGUGUGCGUUUGUGAUUGGCUGGGAGACUCGCUCGGCGUGUGCGGUGAAGCAGCGAGCCGUGGACAUGGUGAACGGGACCAUCCAGGUUCCAGACACUGGGGUCGUCCUCAGCCUCGGAGCAAUUUACUACAGCCAUCACGAAGCCUCUGGAGACAUCCGCCCUAACGGUGACCGCUACAUCUACCACAUCCAGUUGUCUGGCAUCACCAACAGCUCCCUGGACGACUGUCUGGGCGCCAACAUCUGCCAGGUCAAACAAAACGCUCAAUACAAUCGCAAGAUCGGCUCCUCCAGCAAAGCCAAAUACUACAUCAAAGGAGGAAAUGUGGACGUGAUGGUUCCGUCCGAGUCGCAGUGUGGGAGGGAGAAAACCAAAAUGGUGUCCUCCACCAUCAUGUUCCACUGUAACCCGUUAGCGGGCAUCGGUAUCCCAGAAUUCAUGUUGGAGACGGACGAAUGUCAGUAUCUGUUUGUGUGGCACACGGACGCAGUGUGUGGCCUGACUACCGUGGAUACUCAGUCGUACGAGGGCGACAGCACCGAGGCUCCGGCGCCGUCGAGGCGGAGUCAGGCCGUCGGAGUCGUACUCACCAUCCUGUUGGUCGGCCUUUCUGUUUGUCUGCUGGGAUUUCUGCUCUACAAACGAGAGAGGAGAGAGUUGGUGAUGCAGAAGGUGGCAGGAUGCUGCAGGAGAGGAAACCAGGUCUCAUAUAAAUACUCCAAAGUCAGCAUGGAUGAAGAAGGAGGUGAAGAGGAGAUGGAGUGGCUGAUGGAGGACCUCGAAGCUCCCCUCACGUCCACGUCCUCCCACCGUGGCAGGAGUAACCACGGUAACGGCCACAUCACCACCAAACCGGUGAACACGGACGGUCUGCGCUCCUUCUCGCUGGAUGAGCAGGACGACGACAGCGAGGAUGAGGUCCUGAGCGUCCCCGGGGUCCGGGUGGUGAAAUCCACCUCCGGGGUCUCCAAAACCUCCACAGUUCAUCGUAGCGCUUUCCUCCAGGAGGAGAGCGACGAGGACCUGGUCGGCCUCCUCGACGACUCCGACCGAAAGAGGAAGAGCAGCAAACCUCGCUCUUCGGGCCCGAACCAUGGUAACAGCACGGCAGCCAAUAGGAAACGGGACGAGGACGACAGUGACGAGGACCUCCUCAGGGUGUGAUGUCACUUCCUCCUCCCGCUUCCCCCCCACAUCCAAUCGGAACUCUUUUCUCUCAGUGAAUGUCUCCAUAAUAGCAACAACAACAGUCAGCGACAUAUUGAAAACCUUCUCUUCUCUUCUGGGACUUUUUUUUUUCAGUUUUUCCUGUUUUUUUUGUUGGACUACACCUUUUCUUGGCCUACUCAGACUUUCUCCAGUCCACUGUCUACAGACUGAUGACGUUAGCACAUGGUUUGUUAUUUAUUGAUAGCUGAUUCUUUAACACGACCCCCAUUAAAAUGAAUUAAUUCCAAAGCGAGUCGUUUAAAUAAGACGCUGAAACUCACCCUCGGAGGUUCACUGAUCUUCUCUUUUUUGCGUCCAGACUCUGCAGUGAGGCACGUCAAUGAAGGUGUUCACGGAUGUUAAAUUAUUAUUAAAUUAUAUCAGGUGGAUUCUCUAGUUGUGCCAUUACUUUAGCACUUUUUUUGGUUAAAGGGGCAAUUUGUAACUUUGAGAAUCAGUCAUUACGUUGCAUCAACAGAUGGAGGCAGUAUUUUACCACAAGAGUUGUUGUUGUUUGAGUGUUCGUUGCCAAACUACUGAAACAAAUGUGAUGUUUAGUUUAUGUUGUAGCUCGUUUAGCUCAGACCAAAGGAGCAGGAAAACACCGAAACCGUAACCGUGACACUUCAAAGGUCUUUUGGUGUGUUUUUUUUUUUUUUCUAGGGAUGCACCAGUGUUUGAGUUGGUUUUACACUGGUUUCAUGUUGUUUUGUUGCUAAGGGCUAACAUGCUACCUGCUAGCAGGCUAAGCUAACAGAUUAUAUGAAUGAACUUGACUGAAAUGACCUGUUGUUUAGUGUCCGCACCAGAGCUGCAACCGAUUAAUCGAUUAGGUGCUUGAAGUGAUUGCAAAAAAUCACGAUUCGAUUAAUCGACUCGAAUUGAU
Sphaeramia orbicularis (orbiculate cardinalfish) is the source of this 8328-nucleotide messenger RNA. It is a transcript of the gene igf2r, whose product is annotated as insulin-like growth factor 2 receptor. Gene Ontology annotation, molecular function: signaling receptor activity; D-mannose binding; insulin-like growth factor binding. Gene Ontology annotation, cellular component: trans-Golgi network; plasma membrane; late endosome. The record is from RefSeq and is a predicted model, not a curated record. NCBI's taxonomy places the organism in Eukaryota, Metazoa, Chordata, Actinopteri, Kurtiformes, Apogonidae. Gene Ontology annotation, biological process: lysosomal transport. The transcript is spliced from 50 exons. Bases 72 to 7397 code for a protein of 2441 amino acids.